AUGCUAGGAAAAGCAAAGUAUAAUGUACGAGUAACGAACAAAUGUCCUCAUGGACUGAACUUACCUUGUUUACCAGAAGAUGUUGGUGGUUUAAGAGAUAUUACUCUGGCCGUAAAUAACUCUCUUCCUCCUACUCCAGACUCCUCCCCUGCUGGCACAUCGAAAAAACAUAAACUGUACGAUUUUCUCGACUUUAACGGGAAGCCAACAAAGCCGAAGAAACGUGUACUGUUUGAUACUUCCGAAAACUUGCACAAGCCUCCCACUUCCCCGAAAAAACCUAGUCAGUUUUGUAAGGAGUUAUUAGCUAGACAGCUUGGGGGAGCACGUUCUCGCAUAAAUCACAUUCCUUCAAAUCGUCAUGUUGGAAGUAGACUAAACUUAGAAACAUUUUAUUCUCGUCCAUCAGAAUGCUUGAUGAUGCUCAAUCAACUUCCAUUUUGCCUUGGGUUUGCAAAUAAUGAAUCAUUACUUGCUGUAUGCACAGAGACGGGUGCUUUAGAAUUGUUUGAUUCCAGGUACUUUAACCGGCAAGAUGAAGAAAGUCAGCCGUCAGCGCGUCGGCUUCAUGGAUGGCUCGCUCAUAAUAAUGCUAUCUUUAACGUUAAUUUCUCAAGCGAUGACUCUUUGCUCGCUACAUCCUCUGGUGACCAAACAGCCAAAGUGUUCGACCUUGCCACACAGCAAUGCAUCACCAGACUCGGUCGUAGAGGUCUUGAAGGAUAUCAUUCUCAUUCCGUUAAACAAGUUAACUUUUGCAAUGAUUCUCCUUACAAUAUAGUGACGUGCUCUAGGGAUGGAUCACUCAUUUUUUGGGAUAUGAGAACUCAUGGAAUAACCGUUGAUGGCGAACAUCAUCAAAAACCGGUCCUCAAAAUAAAAAAAGCUCAUGAAAGACAAAAUAGAGAUUGUUCAGUUACGUCUGCCGUCUGGUUACCGAACACUACUUCUCAAGUAGUGUCUUCCUGUUCUGCAAACUCUACACUUAAAUUAUGGGAUCUUCGGAACAUUCACACAGUUCGUCCACUUCCUCUUUCUUCAACCCCAGGAAGUAAAACUUCGAGACGCGAUUAUGGUAUCACCAGUGUUUGUACCUCGCCUAUGGGAGAUCGUGUUUACGCGGCUUCAAGGGACAAUACAGUUUAUGAAUAUUCUUCCCAGCAUUUAGAAUCUGGGCCUUGUAAAUUGUACAAUGACCCGAGAUUAAGAAUUUCUUCUUUCUAUGUGAAAGUCGCUUGUAGUCCCGAUGGUUCGACGUUGGCCUGCGGAGGAGGUAUACAGGAUGAAAACAGCGGAGCGAUACUUUUUGAUACUACUCGAGACAAUUCCUCCUCAUCUGCCAUGUUAGUUGGAGGGCAUGCAAAAGAUGUAACCGCUGUAGAUUGGUCGAAUGAAAAUCAGCUGGCAAGUAUAUCGGAUGAUGGUAGCGUUCGCGUUUGGAAUCCUUCUUUGCACGGUACGGCUGCUAAUCUGAGAGAAAAAAAUUUCUCAGAAAUCUUUUAUUGGGGAUACAGCGAGCGUUGA
Messenger RNA from Schizosaccharomyces cryophilus OY26, 1524 nucleotides. RefSeq names its product WD repeat protein Cdt2. Gene Ontology annotation, biological process: proteasome-mediated ubiquitin-dependent protein catabolic process. Gene Ontology annotation, molecular function: protein-macromolecule adaptor activity; protein binding. The transcript is spliced from 5 exons. Lineage: Eukaryota; Fungi; Ascomycota; Schizosaccharomycetes; Schizosaccharomycetales; Schizosaccharomycetaceae. Gene Ontology annotation, cellular component: nucleus. The coding region runs from base 1 to 1524 and encodes 507 amino acids. The record is from RefSeq and is a predicted model, not a curated record.